Cynoglossus semilaevis (tongue sole) is the source of this 3916-nucleotide messenger RNA. It is a transcript of the gene odad2, whose product is annotated as outer dynein arm docking complex subunit 2. NCBI's taxonomy places the organism in Eukaryota, Metazoa, Chordata, Actinopteri, Pleuronectiformes, Cynoglossidae. The transcript is spliced from 21 exons. The record is from RefSeq and is a predicted model, not a curated record. Gene Ontology annotation, molecular function: protein binding. Bases 92 to 3199 code for a protein of 1035 amino acids.
CGGGGCUAAGGCAGCGUUUCCGUGGACACCAGUAAUAUCGUCCACAAGUUUAAUUUGAAACAACGAGAAUCCGUCAGUUGUGGUGAUAGAGAUGGGGGUAUCUCUGACUAAAGCAGCCCAGUGGACCACCGGUGGCAAACUGGAGUUCACGUCAAUGAAUGAGACACUGUUAAGAGAAAUCCUGAGCUUUGUUGAGGAGCUGGGCUCACGUCAUCCACAGGAGGCAGAGCAAGUGUUGAAGGAGCCACUGCGGUGGAGCACUACUUUGACAGCAUCUGAUUUCAAAACAGACUAUGACAUCAGUGACUCAGGAGUACAAUCCCAUGAAAAAGACGCUGAAGGGCGGCCAUUGCUGCAGCUCUGCCCUCCUACAGUUAAUGUCCGCAGCUUUGGCCAACUCUGUAAACUAGUCCAUCUGGCAGCUGAUAAGAAACUAGACGAGCUCCGGGCAUGUCUGGAAGAAAAUAGAGACGCCAUGGUUCAAAUGUUUGGCAACGGCUUGGAGAAGGAAGACAACCAGACCGAUGUCCCACGUCUGGUGAAGGAAGAGGAGGACGAGGUCAAGGUCAAGCUGUUUCACUUGGUCCAAAAUCUGGACGAACUUUUAAUCAAAAAGCUCCUCAAAGAAAUAACAGAAACAGUGGAGCUCGACUGCGCCACAGUCAACAAUGACGUAGAAUCACUCAAAGAGCUCUGCAGAGACGGAGAGAAGCCGGCGUUGGAGUCGAUACGAUUCACAUCAGAUUAUGAAUUUUCCAAUGGCUGUCGGGCUCCUCUGUGGAGGCAGGUGCAUGGUGAGAUUUGUUACCUUGUGGUCGAGCCUUGUGACACAGAGACCCUCUACAUCACCUGCAGCAAUACUGCAGUUUUUCUCAAUGCGGGCAUAAAACAGGAGGUGGAGGAGAGUGGUUACGAGCGAACCAGUGACACGUACAAAGAUCUGCUUACACUCCUGAAGAGCCGCUCUCCACACUUUGCUGAGCACAUGAACAAGCAGAAAAUAAAAGCCGGAGAAUUUGAUGAAAUGAAUGAAAAGGGCCAAGAGAAGGAAUCUUAUCGACAACGGGAAAAGAAUGUGAAUGAGAAGACACGAAAACAUCAUGUGCCGAGAAAAAGAAGCGCCGAAAAGAAAUAUGAGCCCUGUCCAAGAUGGAAAAAUCUUGGUCUCAUGUCUCCAUGUGGUAAAGCAGAGGAAAAGAAACCAAAGAGCUCUGGAUUGGAGAAAGUCCAGGGAUCAGGAGCCAGGAGCAGGAUGAAGGCAGAAUUCUCUUUGUCCUCUUUACCUGGACGCCUGUCCUCCCAGAAAAUUAAGACCCCAGCAGGAGCCAUGGAGCUUUCCAGCGAAAGUUCAAGUGAGAGUGAGGAGGAAGAGGAGCAGUCGGAGCGCCGUCUGGAAAGUAACACAGACCUGCCGCCCGAAUACUGGCAGAUCCAGAAACUGGUCAAGUACCUGAAGGGAGGUGACCAGACUGCCACUGUGCUCACUCUGUGCGCCAUGUUGGACUUUAAUUUAAUGCAGGAAACAUGCCAACUGGCCAUCCGGGAUGUAGGUGGCCUUGAAGUCCUCAUUAACUUGCUGGAUACAGAUGAAGUCAAAUGCAAAAUUGGAUCUCUGAAAAUCCUGAGGAAGAUAAGUCACAAUGUGCAAAUCCGUCAGGCCAUCGUUGACCUGGGGGGUUUGCAGAGCAUUGUUAAAAUUCUGGAUUCACCGGUCAAGGACCUCAAGGCUCUGGCUGCUGAGACCAUCGCCAGUGUGACCAGGUUCCGCAGGGCAAGAAGAACUGUGAGGCAGUAUGGUGGGAUUAAAAAACUGGUGAGCCUGCUGCACUGUGUGCCUAAUUUAGCCAGCCUGACUGCACACCAACAGAAGGACGUAGAGGUGGCCCGCUGUGGCGCGUUAGCGCUUUGGAGCUGCAGCAAGAGCACGAAGAAUAAGGAGGCCAUCCGUAAGGCCGGCGGUGUCCCGCUGCUGGGAAGAUUGCUAAAGUCUCCACAUGAGAACAUGCUUAUCCCCGUGGUGGGCACCCUGCAGGAGUGUGCCUCAGAGGAGAGCUACAGAACUGCCAUUCAGAAAGAAGGAAUGAUCAAGGAUUUGGUCAAAAACCUGAGCAGUGACAACGAAGAACUACAAAUGCAUUGUGCAAAUGCACUCUUCAAGUGUGCAGCGGACAAGCAGACCAGAGACCUGGUGCGCAACUACAAAGGUCUGCAGCCUCUGGUUUCACUGCUGGCCAAGGUGAACAACAAGCAGCUCCUGGCUGCUGCCACCGGGGCCAUCUGGAAGUGUUCAAUUAGUGUGGAGAACGUGGCUGAAUUUCAGAAGUACAACGUCUUGGAGUCCUUGGUUGACCUGCUGACUGAUCAGCCUGAAGGAGUGCUGGUAAAUGUGGUCGGGGCACUGGGAGAAUUUGCUCAGAUCCCUGCAAGCAAGACCACCAUCCGCAAGUGUGGAGGCAUCAAGCCUCUGGUGGACCUGCUCAACGGAACAAAUCAGGCGUUGCUGGUGAAUGUAACUAAGACAGUGGGUGCCUGUGCCACAGACCAGGACAACAUGGCAAUCAUUGACCAGCUCGAUGGAGUCCGCUUGGUGUGGUCCUUAUUGAAGAACCCCAGUUCUGAUGUCCAGUCUAGUGCAGCCUGGGCUCUCUGUCCGUGCAUUGAGAACGCAAAGGAUGCAGGGGAAAUGGUGCGCUCCCUGGUCGGUGGGUUGGAACUGAUUGUUAAUUUGCUGAAGUCAACAAACAAGGAGGUCUUGGCAAGCAUUUGUGCUGCCAUUGCCAAAAUAGCCAAAGACAAGGAGAACCUGGCAGUCCUUACUGAUCACGGGGUUGUCCCGCUGCUGGCCAAGUUGACUAACACAACUGAUGACAUGCUUCGUCGACACCUCGCUGAGGCCGUUGGGCACUGCUGCAUGUGGGGAAGUAACAGGGCCUCCUUUGGUGAGGCUGGGGCUGUGGCCCCACUGGUGCGCUACCUGAAGUCCAAAGACCACAGAGUCCACCAAAGCACAGCCAUGGCCUUGUAUCAGUUAUCCAAGGAUCCCAAUAAUUGCAUCACCAUGCACGAGAAAGGAGUGGUAAAGCCACUCAUCCAUAUCAUGGGCUCAGAUGACGAGAUGCUACAGGAAGCUGCGGCUGGCUGUGUGCGAAACAUCAGACUUCUGGCCGUGGCUAAUAGGAAGGCAAUAUUGUUUUAUUGAUAAUUGAUGAGCCUAGAACUUUGGGAAAUCCAAUAGUGACUGCACAAAAAUGGAUUAAUGGGGAAAGAGGCUAAGCUUAGCAGCUUAGCUGACCCUCCCACUCCCCCAAAGCUGAGAUCUGGUUGAGACUGUUAACAAAACUCAUUAAAAUCAUUUUAAAUUCCCAAAAUACAUUCAACUGUAUUGAGCAACAAUCUGUCAAAAAUGCUGUUUCUACCAAAUUAUAUCUCUUAUAAUUCUUUCUGCUAAAACGAACAGCUUUCUGAAAAUCAUUAGGUGAUUAGGUGGUUUUAAACAAGAACUGACUGAUCUGAGAGAGGUUUGAAUUAAAACGGUUUGUCUUUGAUUGGCUGUUCAAUGGGUGUGUGUUUAUUUCCCCCCGCUCGCUUCUGUUUAGGUGGCGAUUUGCGGUCCGUGCUCCUCAUUUAAAUCAAUUACGUCAUCCAAAGUUUGUACAAACAUUUACCAAUUCUUUUUUCUCUCUCUCUAUUGGCCAGCUCUGCUUAAAAACUGUAGUGAUAAAAACUAAAUGCAUCUCUCAUAUGUUUGUUCUCCUGCCAAAGACCCCCAUCCAUUGAUCAGAGUGAGACACUGCCAUGCUGUGUUCUCCGCAGCAGCAUUCCUUAAGUAAUCCACACGUGACCACAAUAUCUAAACAAGAGCCACAUCUGCUUUGAGUGCGCUGGCUUCUCUUGUAAACGCUGCGUUUAUGCUGCA